Clonostachys rhizophaga is the source of this 2391-nucleotide messenger RNA. The record is from the annotation of a GenBank genome assembly. NCBI's taxonomy places the organism in Eukaryota, Fungi, Ascomycota, Sordariomycetes, Hypocreales, Bionectriaceae.
AUGAGAUCAUUUCUGGGGGGCGUUUUGGCUUUAGCUCUCCAGUCCUCAACCGCCUUUGGGAACGAUUGUGACGCGAGUAGAUCGGCUCGCCUUGAUCUCGAAGACUUCUUCAACAACAAAGCUUUCGGUUCUAAACCUGGAGAGGCCGACUUUGACUCGAAAGGUAGCUCGUAUCCUGUGCCCGAUUUUAUUGAUUCCUACGACUAUAAAUCUUCCGUCACGGGUAUUCGAUUUUCUUUUCCAGGUUAUGUUGAGUCCGGUGCCAAUGACAACAUAAUUUGCGAUGGGCAGGUGAUUAAUGUCCCAGAGGGGCAUUUUUUCUCUGCAUCCUUCCUACUGUCCAAUGACAAGGAGCUUGCCACCAUUUCUAAAAAUGUAACCUUUACGUAUGAGGACGGCUCGACAUCACUUUACAAUCUUCGCACUCUGGCGUGGUUUAACCUUCUCACCAUCAAUCGCGGUGAGAUCAUUUUCCCAAAGCGCUUCGCUAGUACGGCUGUCAACUGGAAUACUUCUCACAUCUUCGAGCGUACUGCUGCGCUGGACCCUGGGAAAAACUUGAAGACAAUCACUCUCCCAACCACCACGAAUACAACAGAAGGCAGAAUGCAUGUUUUUGCGAUCUCGCUGCACCAAGGUUCUGAAAUAGGCAUCCAGUCCGUUCGAGCAACCCAGAAGUGGGCUGAUGAUCAACAAUCUCAGCUUAUGGAGGUUACAAUAAACAAUGCUGGCUCUGAAUGUAUUUCAGGCGAUGGCCUCAUUGUAAAAUUAGAGGGGCAUGGCUUUGAGAUGAAACAUUCCGGUUCAAUAAAGCGACUAUGCCCAGGAGACCAAAAAGUUGCAACAGUUGCUAUCAAACCAUCUUCUUCUUUUCUCGGGCAAGUGAGAGACUCUACCGUAAAGGCUACUGUUGAAUACAGUGGCAGGGAACAGGGAAAGGUCUUCAAGGGAGUUAAGGUUGGACUUCGAGAGUGGACAUCCGAUCUCGACAAUUUGGCGGAGCAUGAAGCGCCAGACUGGUUCAAGGAUAAUAAAUUCGGCAUUAUGAUUCAUUGGGGUCCUUAUUCUGUUCCUGGAUGGGGGAAUAGUAGCGAGUUUGAGAGCUACUCAGAGUGGUUCUGGUGGUACUCAACAAACCCGCUGGGAGACAGAUCCAAUUUCCGCGGAUAUCGUCUAGAGACUUUUGGCGAAGACUGGGCCUAUGACGACUCAUUUGAAGAGUUUACCGCAGAGAAAUUCGACAGCAAGGAAUGGGUGGACCUUUUUGAUGAUGCAGGGGCGAAAUAUUUUGUCAUUACAACCAAACACCACGAUGGGUUUGCCCUUUGGGACACGAAGGAAACAAGCAACAGAUCGGCCCUACACUAUGGUCCUCAACGAGACGUUCUUAGGGAACUCUUCGAUGCCGCAGCUACGUAUCACCCAAACAUGAAGCGAGGCACUUAUUUCAGUCUCCCCGAAUGGUUCAACCCAGAUUAUGGCGUCUAUGGAUUUGACCAAUUCAACAAAACAGAGAACCCGGGAACUGUGAGUUGGCCGGGAGAUUUGGCGACAAAUCCGUACACGGGGGAGAAGGAGACAUACACUGGACACAUCCCCGUGGGUGACUUUAUACAAGAUCUUAUGGUUCCACAAAUGGAGCAGCUUGCAUAUGACUACGGCGCCGACAUCAUGUGGUGCGACUGCGGCGCCGCCAAUGGAACCGCCGAAUUUGCCGCGAAAUGGUUCAACGAGGUGCGCCAACAGAAUCGUCACGUAGCUAUCAAUAGCCGGUGUGGACUUCCCCAGGCUGCAGAUUUUGACACGCCGGAAUAUCAGACCUUCUCCUCCGCUCAACAUCACAAAUGGGAGAGCAGCCAAGGAAUGGACCCUUAUAGUUACGGGUACAACCGUGCCACUCCAGAUGAGGCAUAUAUGAAUGCCAGCACUAUCAUCAAAAACCUCGUGGAUAUGGUCUCCAAGAAUGGUAACUUUUUGCUGGAUAUUGGCCCAAGGGCUGAUGGAACUAUUGUGGAACAAGCUGCGGACAAUCUCAGAGAGGCCGGUAAAUGGAUAAAGCGUCAUCAAGAGGCGAUCUUCAACACGACUUACUGGUUUAUACAAAGCGAGCUUGAGGGGUCAACUGAAGCCAGGUUCACACAGACAGAUGAUGCCUUCUACAUUCUCUUCUUGGAUAAGCCUAUAAUCCAAGGUGGAUUUGUUGUUAUCCAAGCUCCAAUCCCUGUGCUGAUUGGAGAUGAUAUAACUCUACUUGGUGGAGACGAUGCUGUAUCACUGGACUAUGACAUUUCAGGUGAUGGAAGCGAGAAGUCUCUAACAAUUGAAAUAGGGGAGAAAGAGUUGGAAAGGGAGGAAUUCUGUUGGGUCUUCAAGAUCCAAUACAAGAGAUAG